AACCCACAGUGCGCAACAGAGCCAAUUUUGGUCUGCUGGGGUCUUAAUAAAAGGAGCAGCGACGAGACAGGUAAUGAGAACGGUGGGGAAAGUGAGGCAACGGAAAGAGCAAAUGAGCGAGCGAGGAGAGAAAGAGAGAGAGGGAGAGGUAGAGCGCAGCGCACACUGCAGAUCCUCGCCCACUGUCGCUUCUCCGCCAGCAGAGGAGACAACAGCGCAGGAGGGAGGAUGCCAUGGAGGAGCCUCUCUGGAGCCUCCGACAGCAACUCUCCCACUGACCACCUCCUGCUCCAUCCUCCUUCUCUAUCCUCCCAUCACUCUUCUCCAAGCGUGGGUCUUUCAACUGCCUCAAAGUGAACAACGCUCUACUUCUUGCCACCUCUCUUCAGGACUACUAUUUCUUCCCUCCGAUUUUCCUCGGCUGACCUCUCCGAGCUUAGUGGAUUUACUUUUGUUUUUUUCCCCCCUCUCCCGGACCAUGGGGUGGCGGCGGAGGGGCGGCCGGCACCUCCCGGUGUCAAUGCUGCUUCUGCUGGGCUGCGUUUUCCGCCGGGAUCUCGCGCAGACAGAUGACAGCGGGAAGUCCGUUUACUUCUGGGAAACAGGUCCUUGGGGGAGAUGCAUGGGCAGCGACUGCGGCCCGGGUGGCAGCCAGAGCCGGGCGGUGUGGUGCGCCCACGUGGACGGCUGGACCACGCUUCACACCAACUGUGAUCAGUCGCUGCGCCCGUCCAACCAGAGGAAUUGCUUCCGCGUCUGCGACUGGCACAAGGACUUAUAUGACUGGCGCCUGGGCCCCUGGAACCCGUGCGUGUCCGUCUCCUCCAGGGCCUCGGGGGCCCCGCGGCCUUUCACAUGCAGCGGCGGCGAGGAGGGCAUCCAGACCCGGGAAGUGGGCUGCACGCUCAAAUCGGACGGCUCCCCCGCCGAGGACGCCAUCUGCGAGUACUUUGAACCGCAACCCCGCCUGGAGCAAGCCUGCCUGAUCCCGUGCCCUCAGGACUGCGUGGUUUCCGACUACUCCCCGUGGACGGCCUGCUCCAAAACCUGCGGAACCGGCUUGCGAAACCGCGUCCGUAGCGUCCUGGUCCCGCCGCUUUUUGGCGGAUCCGUCUGCCCCAAUCUUACGGAGUUCCAGUCGUGUAAAGUGGGGCCCUGUGCUGGGCCGGAGGGCAUGUACAGCCUGAGGGUGGGUGCCUGGACACCGUGCAUUCUGCCUCAGACGCGAACGACACGCCAGGCCAAGCGGCGCAAGGGGAAGGGCCAGGGGGACAAAGAUCCCGAAACCAGGGAACUUAUCCAGAAGAAACGCACCAGGAACCGGCUGAACCGGCAGGAGGGUUCCUCUUGGGACGUGCAAGUGGGAUACCAGACGCGAGACGUCACCUGCGUUCACAGGAAUAGCAGUGCCGUGGCACGCAACUUAUGUUCACCGAGGGAAGCGGCUCUGACCAUCCAAACGUGCGUGAUGCCCCGAGACUGCCAGCUGAGCGAAUGGAGUGACUGGUCGACCUGCUCCGAGGCCUGUUCCGACUCAGACUCGCCCGGUGGUCGACGACUGCGGCGCAGACGGGUGCUGCAAAUCCCAACGGGCGAGGGCGCCGAGUGCCCCGUGCUAGAGGAACGGGAGCCCUGCGAGCUGCAGGGUGACGCCGUCGUCCCCUGUGCUGUCUACACCUGGAGGACCACCGAGUGGUCCGACUGCCGGGUGGACUUGCUCUUAGGGCAGCAGGAUCGGCGCCGUGCAAAUCUGACCGGAUUGUGCGGCGGCGGUCUCCAGACCCGAGAGGUCUACUGUGUCCAAGCCAACGCCGAGCUCCUCAAGUACGUCAACAACUUCCAGGAGAAAGACAAAGCGGCACAACCCGUAGAGAACCGUCUAUGUCGGGGCCCCGUUCCUGAGCGGUCUCAGCUCUGCCAGGUGACCUGUCCCGUGGAGUGCCAGGUGUCACCCUGGGGCGCCUGGGGGCCGUGUACCUUCGAGAGUUGCGAUGAACAGUCGGCCAAGAAAGGUUUCAAAUUGAGGCGGCGUCAGAUCAGCAACGAACCAACCGGCGGCCCCGCCAACUGCCCCCACCUGGUGGAGGCGCUGCCUUGCGACCGGCCGGUUUGCUACGACUGGCGACCGGUCGGCCUGGACCGAUGCGAGCCCGCUGAUCGGAAGCCGUGCGGGCCCGGAACGCAGAUGGUUCGGGUUCAAUGCGUUGACAGUAACGGAAAUCCGGCGGACGAGCGUCUAUGCUCGUCACUGACACGUCCGGAUCCGUCCGAAUGUCAGGUGCCUUGCUCAAGGGACUGCGUGUUAAGCGAUUGGACAGUGUGGUCCAGCUGCUCGCAGACGUGCUCCAGCAAGACGGCGGAGGGCAAGCAGCUGAGGACACGAUCCAUUCUGGCCUACAACGCCGGCGAAGGUGGCGCCGUGUGCCCCAACAGCAGCUCCCUGCUGGAGGUUCGCAACUGCAACGAGCACGCCUGCACCGUCUACCACUGGCAGACGGGCCCCUGGGGGCCCUGCACCGAGGACCCCUCCGCCCCCAACGCCACCUCAGCAGGGGCGUCCGCCGGUCUCGCUGGCUGCUCCCAAGGUGUCCAAACCAGGAAGGUCAUGUGUGUGCGUGUCAACGUGGGACAGGUGCCCCCCAAAAAGUGUCCAGACGGUCCGCGUCCCAGCACAGUGCGUCCGUGCCAGCUGCCCUGCAGGAAGGAUUGCAUCAUGACCCCUUUCAGCGAGUGGACGCCGUGCCCUGCCGCCUGUGACGCAGCGGGCAAUGCCGUGAAGAGCAAACAAUACAGGAAGCGUUUGGUCAUCCAGGCGCCUUCCAACGGUGGUCAGGAUUGCCCGGAGGUGCUCGAGGAGGAGAGAGAAUGUCAGCCCCCAGAAACCUGUCCCGGAGUCAGGUGGAAGACUCACAAGUGGAGAAAGUGCCAGCUGGUUCCGUGGUUCCUCAGGCAGGACCGACCCGGCGCUCAGGAGAAUUGCGGGCCGGGACUUCAAACGCGAGCCGUGUCAUGUCGACGGCUGGACGGGACGCAGGUGGAUGUGGGCGAAUGUCUGCAGCUGGCCCGCAGCAUGCCCGCCCUCACCCAGCGCUGCCAGCUGCCCUGCCAGGAUGACUGCCAGCUCACCAACUGGUCCAAGUUCUCGUCCUGUUCCGCUGACUGCGUGGGGGUGCGCACCCGCAAGAGGGCCUUGAUUGGGAGAAGCAAGAAGAAGGACAAGUGCAAGAACACGCAGAUGUACCCCCUGAGCGAGACGCAGUACUGCCCGUGCGACAAGUACAACGCUCAGCCGGUGGGAAACUGGUCCGACUGCAUCCUGCCCGAGGGGGGCCGCGCCGACGGCUCCCUGGGCCUCAAGGUAUCGGCGGUCGACCUCAAGGAGUGCGGCCAGGGCUACCGCUACCAGGCCAUGGUCUGCUACGACCAGGAUGGACGGCUGGUGGAGACGGCCAGAUGCAACAGUCACGGUUACAUUGAGGAGGCGUGCAUCAUCCCGUGUCCGUCCGACUGCAAGCUGAGCGAGUGGUCCAACUGGUCGCGCUGUAGCAAGUCGUGCGGCAGCGGCGUCAAAGUGCGCUCCAAGUGGCUGAGGGAGAAACCCUACAACGGGGGGAGGCCCUGUCCCAAGCUUGACCACGUCAACCAGGCUCAGGUGUAUGAGGUGGUGCCGUGCCGGAGCGACUGCAAUCAGUACGUGUGGGUGGCCGAGCCUUGGAGCGUGUGGAAGGUCAGCAACGUAGACCUGAAGGAGAACUGUGGAGAAGGCGUGCAGACCAGGAAAGUCAGGUGCAUGCUGAACACCAUCGACGGGCCAUCUGAGGCGGUGGAAGACUACUUGUGCGACCCCGAGGAAAUGCCCCUAGGUGCCCGUGAAAGUCGCCUGCCAUGCCCAGAAGACUGCGUCCUCAAUGACUGGGGUCCCUGGAGCCGCUGCAGCCUGCCAUGCACCAAAAGCAACGGUCGCGUACGUGCAGCCUACACGCUACGUUCCCCAAGUGCCGGAAGACUCUGCCCCGACACCACCGAAGAAGAACCCUGUGGCCUCAACCUGAACUGCUUUAACUACUUCUACAACAUUACUGACUGGAGCACCUGUCAGCUGAGUCCAAACGGCGUGUGCGGGCAAGGCAUUAAGACGCGCAUGCUGGACUGCGUCCGCAGCGACGGCAAAUCGGUAGACAUGAAGUUCUGCGAGGAGUUAAACUUGGAGAAAAAAUGGCAAAUGAACAUCUCCUGUGUGGUGGAAUGCCCUGUCAACUGCCAGCUGUCCGAGUGGUCCACAUGGUCCGAGUGCUCGCAGACCUGCGGUCUAGACGGCAAAAUGUGGCGUCAGAGAUCAGUGGUGCAGACCUCGCGGGGCGACGGUCGGCCAUGUUCAUCUGCGUUGGAGCAGUGGAAACCGUGUCCGGUGCGGCCGUGCUACCGAUGGCAGUAUAGCGCCUGGUCCGAGUGCCGCGUGGAGAGUGUGGUGUGUGGUCACGGCACACGCUACCGGAACCUGACCUGCUUCGUAUCGGACGGAGGCGAUCGCGACGAUGGCAGCCAAGUGGACGAGGAACUGUGCGGUGGUCUGGAGUUGUCCGUGGAUGGAGACAAGCGAAUCCGCCUGAAGGAAGCUUGCACACUACCCUGCCCCGGUGAAUGUUACCUGAUGGAGUGGUCCGACUGGAGCUCUUGCGUCAGCAUCUGCGUCAAAGAUGCCGGAGUCGACUUUGGUUCGGUUCGGGUGAGAUCACGAGCUGUGGUGGCCCAGGAGCCGGAGAACCUGCAGCUGUGUCCGGAUCAAGCAUGGGAGUCAGAACCUUGUUCAGGAGGCGAAUGUUUUGAGUACAAGUGGCUGAGCAGCUUUCGACCCAACACGUCACGACCGCUCAUCUGGUGUCAGCGCUCUGACGGACUCAACGUCAGCGGGGGUUGCCUUCCCACCACACCAGUGAUGGACGACAGCGCAUGCGACCCUCCCUGCGUUCCACCGACGUCUUACUGCAGCGAGGCGGGUAUGUGUAUGUGCGAGGAAGGCUAUACGGAGGUCUUGUCGAGCAGUGGGCUCCUGGACCAGUGCGCCCCCAUCCCCAUCUUGGAGAUCCCCACGGGGGGAGACAAGAAAGGGGACGUCAAGACCAGCCGUGCCAUAAACCCAACAUUGACCACCACCACGCAGCCCGGACGCUCGGGACGCACGUGGUACCUGCAGCCUUACGGACCAGACGGCAAAUUGAAGAUUUGGGUGUACGGCGUAGCGGCAGGCGCCUUCGUGCUGCUCAUCUUCAUCGUGUCCAUGAUCUACCUGGCUUGCAAGAAGCCAAAGCGAGUGGAGCGAGCGAGGCAGCAUCAGAACAACCGUCUCAAACCGCUGACGUUGGCCUACGACGGCGACACGGACAUGUAGUUUCCCGAUUUUUUUUUUUUUUUUUUUUAACAGCACGAAGGCGAGACAGCAAAUCCUCUUAGAGCACGUCUCUUUGUUUUCUAAAAGUGCUCUCCUCCUUCACAAUUUUUUUUUGCCUUCAUGACCUCUGCAGUGUUGAGUCAAAUGCCUUUUUCCUUACCCCCCCCCCACCCAACCAAGACUUUUUUUUUUCACGCUGAGCCGCAGCUGCCGGAGGCUUUACGGGAUAUGUCGCAUCCUCCUCCGUUGCCAAAAAAGAUGAUAAGGGAUGAACGUGAGGCAAAUCUCCAUAAAGGGGUUUAAAAUCGGCCCAAUCCUCGCGCCGGACAAAAGAGGGACGCCGCCACCGCUUGGUUGUUGUUGGAUCGGGGCGGCCGUCGCCAUGGAAACUGCUCCCGGCUCGGUAUCCGUCGCCGCUAACGUGCACUAUAUUAGUGCAGCAAAUGACUGCUGAUGCCAUAAAAGAGGAAAAGACAAAACAGUGUUAGGGACACACUGCAAUGAAAAAAAAAGUGUUGAUGGCAAAGUGGCGUUAACUCAUUGUCUGCCAUUGACGGUGGAAGACGUCCCAUCCGUUUGAACAUUCGUUCAUUCGCUGCCAGUCCUCCCGUUCAAAAUGCAUGAGACGUCAAUCAUCGUGAAUGAGAGCCAAUGGGUUAAUGUGCAUUUUGUUUAAAAAAAAAAAAAAAAUGGAACAUGGAUCUUUGAUUAUUAAAUUCUGCCAAAUAAAAUGUUUUUUUCCCCAAAAGGAAGAUUAAAAAUUAAAGAUUAACAAAUGUUAAAAUAAUAAUAUUAAUAAAAAUAAUGAGGAAUAAUUUUUCUCGUGAAAUCUCGCCCGAAAAAUUACAUUUUAUAUAAGGAUUUUUUUUUAACCCAACAUUUUUCAUGCAUUCCAGAAUAAGGUUUCAAAGUAUUUAAAAAAAAAAAAAAUACUGUUUUUUUUUUUUUUUUAAAGCAUAUUAACAUUAAUGAAAAAAGAAGAAACUAGAGGAAUACAUUUAAAGCAACACCAUAUUUGAUAGAGCAGGCACUCCCUUUUGCGUAUGAAACAAGUUAGUGAAAUACCUACUCUGACCUCUUUGACCUUUGACCCGAAAAUCCCCAAAUUUAAACACUUCUCCAUUUUAAUCUUACAAAUAUAUCCUGCAAGCAGUGUUGUUUUUGGCAGCCAUUUUAAUUUUCGUCCUAGUCUUAGUCUUUUGGACGAAAAUACUUAUAAGUCUUGAUCAUAUUUUAGUCAUUUUAAAAUGUGUUUGUCUUCGUCUAGUUUUAGUCGACAAUUCUCUAAAUGUUUUCAUCCAUAAAAUUCAAAAGUUUUAGUCCAUAAAUAAAUAAAUGAAUAAAAGGUUUCCACAAUUUCGAAUGAACAUGACAGACGAGCACCUACCUGUAGAAUCUACAAGGACAUCACCAUUUUCAUGAUGAUAAAAUAAGAAAAUAGCACAUUAUUUGCAAUUAAUUCAACUCACCUGGACGCCUCGAACUGCAUGUAAAAUGUUUUCCAAGAGUUUAAGAAGACACUGCGCUAAAUGCUAAUGCUAACGCAAGCGCUAUGCCAAUACGAAGGCUAGGCUAACGCUACAAAGUUUACUGUGUGAUGAUCACUCAGCACAGACCUUUAAAGACUAAAGCAACAUGUCAGAUCUAGCCAAGAUAAGAAACCAAAACUUACCAAGCAGCACCUGACAUGUUUCACAAAAUGAGCCUGGAAUGGGGUGAUGAGGAGGAGGUGCAGCACGUCACAUGAGUGACACGGCCAAACACUGCUAAAUGCGUUGUAACAACACAUACAAUAAGAAAAUAUCACAUAUUGUGAAUUUAUACCGGAAACUAUGGCGAAUUUUUAUCUCUUCUCGUCAGACGACAACUGGCAUCCAUCUCGUUAUGUUUUUGUCUCCCAAGACACCUUUUUUAGAGCGUCAUUGUCAUGAAAAAAAUGUUCAUUGACGAAAUGUUUUUGUUAUCGUCAUUGUUGACGAAAACAACACUGCCUGCAAGUUAAAUAAAAAUCCAUUUUUUCGUUCCUGAGUUAUUGCGAAACUCUGACCUGACCUGAAGUUUUCUGACUUCUGUGACCUUUGACCUACGUAAUUACCUCAAAAUUUAAUCAUCUCUCCAUUUCAUGUUUCAAACUUAGCCUGAUUUUUUUUUUUUUUUUUAACAAAAAAAAAAAAUUAGUAAAUAUCAAAAAUUCAACAAAUGGUUCGGUUUUUUGUUCUUUCCUGAAAAAUCUGAAAAAAUGACUUUUUGCGAAUGAAUUACUUCUUUUUUUUUCCCCUCUAAAAAUGCAACUAAUUAUUUUUAAAUAUGUGUGUUUUACUUAAAACAUGCCUAUGUUUCUACCAAACAAUAUUAAAAUAAAAAUAUAAAACUAAAAAUUCAACGAAUGGUUCAGUUUUUUGUUCUUUCCUGAAAAAUCCGAGAAAAUGACUUUGUGUUAAUGAAUUAUUUCUCUAAUUUCUUUUUCCCCUCUAAAAAUGCAACUAAUUAUCUUUAAAUAUGUGUGUUUUACUAAAAACAGGUAUUCAUCGUUUCUCCCAAAACAAAUACUAAAUUACUCCGGAAAUCUUUGUCCCUCAAAUUAUAAUUUUCCAUUCUGACACACACAAAAAACUUUCUCACAAUUAUUUUUUUUUCCUUUCAGUGUGACCCUAAUACUCAUUUGUAGAUAACAUCAUAUGUAUAGAUUUUUUUUAUUGCAAAAAAAAAGUACCUUUUGUCGUUUGUGGAGGUCAUCUAAUGUAUCAUGUGAAAGCUGAAACACGUAUUUCUCCUUUAUUUUAAAACACAGGAACUCUGACAUUUUGCUUGAGGCGGCCAUUUUGACACCAUUUCUGUAAGCUCUUCUAAGACAAUCUUGACGAUCUUCGAAAAUUCAGUCCCUGAAAUUGGUUCGACUUUGCAACAUAAAAUUCGGUAGGUGGCUUCUAUUAUGUGCCGACCCACAAAAAAGUCCAAAAAGCCAGAGGAAAUUUGCCAGUUCGCUUCGAAAUAACUUAUUUCACGGUAAUUUUUAAGAAAUUUAAAAAUAAACAACUUUUAGCUUAUAAAAAUUCAUACCCCCAUGCCAAUUUAACUUAGCAACAUGACAUUUGGCAGAUAUGUCUGUCGUGAGUAGACUCACAAAAACAGUCUCGGUAACGAAUAACCGAAAAGACACAGAAAGUCUGCCACUUUGGUUUGAAACAACCGUUUUAAGGUAUCAGUAUUUUCAAAAUAUUUUUAAAAAUUCAGCCACCGCAAAGCCAAUUCAACUUACCGACGUGAAAAUUGGUUGACAUGUCUGUCAUGAGAAGAUCCACAAAAAACUCCAUAACAAGUGUCUGAAAAGCCAUAGGAAGUCUGCCACUUUGAUUCAAAGUUACUGUUUAAGGGUAAUUUUUUAUCAGUAUUUAAAAAAAAAAAAAAUGUUAAAAAUUCAGCCCUCAAAGCCAAUUUAAAUUGGCAACAUGAAAUGUGGCUGAUGUGUCUGUCAUGAGUAGACGCACCAAAAAUUCUCAGUAACCAAUGUCGGAAAAGACAUAGUUAUAGACAUAGUUUAUUUCAGGUAGUCCCCGGGUUACGACGUACUCGAUUUACGCGAUUUUGACUUAGCAAGAUCUGAGUCUCGUCCACCAUUUUGUCUCCAGUCGUUUCUCUUUUUUCUUUGUUCAAAACGACACACAUUUUAACAAUAAAACAUUUGACACAACACAAUUAGAGGUCAAACAUCCAUCUAGUCCAGUGGUUCUUAACCUGGGUUCGAUCGAACCCCAGGGGUUCAGCGAAGAUAAAGAUAACGCAGAGCCCUAUUUUCGUACGCUGAUUAAAUGUAGGCAAAGUGGCUUUUUAAACCAGGUUUUGGACUGGUUUGCUCCCAAUUUACAGGUUUAGUCCAUUUCUUUUAACUGGUAGUCCUCGAACUGAUGGGAGUUGGAACUGGUUUGCUCAGUGGAAGGUUGACUCGCACUUGGUAAGAGGGAAUACAACAGACUAAUUGGCUCUGUGAUCUCAAAUUUUGACCUGUUAAUAAAACAUGCUUUCAAAAUGAGAAGAAUUUGGAACGGGAAUUUGCUAAAUUAUUAGCUUGUUAGUUUAGAUAUGGCGGAAAACACAGACAAGACUGAAAAAGCAGUUUCUGCUCUUGCACUCUUCUUUAAAAGAAGCUGCUGUAUUUUAAGCCAAAACAACUCUUAUGUUUGAUAGAACAAUAUGUCUAUAUGCUGCCAUAGUAGAUUCAUGGCGCACUAAGCUUCUGAACUAUUUUUAAUUUGUCCGUUUUACCCUGAAAACCCCCGUUUACAGACGUCGCGCAACCGCUUUUGUUUUAACCUAGCCAUAAAAAGAGGGUAAUUAUAUUUAUUAUUCAAAAUGUCUGUAAUUUUUGGUUUAGAAUCAUUUAUUGGUCUAAUAUUUAGUUUAAAAAAAUAUAUAUACUUUAAGGAAUUAUUCACUCGCAUAUUUUAAACUUUUAAACGAAUUACGUCACAAUGAAAAAUUUGGCGUCUGUAAAAAAGUCACGGAUAUCUAACUCAUAAAAAUUGCUUAAUUGUAUUUUUUUUUUGUUACUGUCGCAUUUUUCCCGAUAUGUUAGAUGAUAAAUAAUUGAUCCAAACAAAAAAAAAAUUUUUAAAUAACAUUUAAAAGGGUAACUAUAUGAAAAAGAAAA
This is a messenger RNA of Corythoichthys intestinalis (scribbled pipefish), 10037 nucleotides long. It is a transcript of the gene thsd7ab, whose product is annotated as thrombospondin, type I, domain containing 7Ab. The coding region runs from base 74 to 5389 and encodes 1771 amino acids. NCBI's taxonomy places the organism in Eukaryota, Metazoa, Chordata, Actinopteri, Syngnathiformes, Syngnathidae. The record is from RefSeq and is a predicted model, not a curated record. The transcript has 28 exons.